This is a messenger RNA of Polistes canadensis, 3279 nucleotides long. RefSeq lists its product as uncharacterized. Gene Ontology annotation, cellular component: nucleus. The transcript is spliced from 7 exons. The record is from RefSeq and is a predicted model, not a curated record. NCBI's taxonomy places the organism in Eukaryota, Metazoa, Arthropoda, Insecta, Hymenoptera, Vespidae. Gene Ontology annotation, molecular function: zinc ion binding. The coding region runs from base 154 to 2376 and encodes 740 amino acids.
CAUAUAUACGUAUAUAUUAUCGCUGUGAAAUGAGUUAUUUAUUUACUACUUGAAAUCAACUUUUUGCAAGCUUAAUCAUCGACCGAAAGACAAAAAUCUUUAUUGUUUUAUCAUCACCGUCCUAAUAUAUUUGAAUUUGAUAGAUAACAAGCUAUGUCCAAUGAGGAGCGCCUUCGAAAGCUAUUAUCUGAUUUAGGAAAAGCAACUUUACGUGGUGUAAGAAAAUGUCCUAAAUGUGGAACGUAUAAUGGAUCUCGUGGAUUGUGUUGUAAAAAUAAGUAUUGUGAUGCAGUGUUUAAAGAACCAGGAGAAAAGAGAAAAUUAUCAACCGAGGCAUGUAAAUUAAUAACUGGUUCAACUGCACAAGUUUUUUCUGUUCGAGUUAGAGAUAAAGGUCCUGAUUAUCGAGGUUUUGUACAGUUGCCUUUAAUAAAUGCAACUAUUUCUAAUGAAAUUAUAACAUUAAUUUCACAAACAACUGCUCUAUGUUUUGUCGAUACUUGUGAGAGGAGUUUUGAUACCAGUGUUCUUAAAUGUCACGAAAAAGAUGCAUCAGAUUUAUCUGUAUCGACGUGCCAACAUAUCCAAGCUGCAUUAAGAUGUUAUGCAGAAGCUCAGCCAUUGACGUUAAGAAAUUCUAUUUUAUCAUCUUUAAACGUAAACAAUGAAAUGAAACAAGAGAUUUGGUUAUUAGCUACAGAAACGUCAGGUCCAUUGGUACAAAGAGUAUCUAAAAAUAUAAUGGCUGUAAAAUGUAAAGCUUCGCCAAAGCAUCCAUUAGGAUAUCUUCAUUUUUCUUUCUUCGUAACUAAAUUGAAAGAUAGAGUAGAACAUCGGUGUUUUUGCAGUUGUACUGCGUUUAAGGGUACAGCCAAAUCAAUUGGAGAUAAAGUAGAAACAAAUUUGUCGCAAGCAAAGCGUUGCGUACACUUUUACGCAUGUAUAUGUGCCUUUGCUAGUGAUCCUAAAUUGUCGGAAGAAUUUAGUUAUUAUAUAACCUUAGAUCAAAAUGAUCUAAGUGUACCAAAGCCACCGAUAUCAAUUUUACAAAAUAAUGAACAAGAUAAAAUAGUUGGAAUAGAUCUAGAUCCUUUAAACACAGAUGAUGCUGAAACGCAUCUGUUGAUAUUUCGUGAUGACACUUUAACUGUGCAAUGUUUAGAUGGAAAUAGACUUGAUUUAGAUUCAAUGAACUUGGAUUCAUCGAUUUUACCUAAUAACAUUGUUGAAAAUAUCGAAGUGGAAUGUGAUCGUAGUUUGUUAGAAGAUAAUAAUAUUAUUUCUCAGGUUCAUAAUUUGGAAGUUAUUGACCAAAAUAGUGUACAAUUUAAUGGAAACACAAUGAAAAUCUUAAAUGAACAAACUGAAAUUGAUACAAAGUACAAUAUAUUAAAUAGUCAAUAUAUCUUAAACGAUAAUAAUAUUAAAAUAUUAAAUACUGGAAAUUUAAAAGUCAUUGAUACAAAUACAGUAUUAGAUGUAAACAAUAUCAAAUUAAUAGAUACUAAUGCAGUGUAUAAUGGUAAUGAGCUUAAGAUGAUAGAAAAAAAUGCAUUAAUUCAAUACGAUAAUGGAAAUAUGUUUAAUCCUGAAAGCGGGACUGUACAACCUACUGUUUCGAUAAAGCGAAAAAGAGAUGAUAAAAACGUGAAUAAAUUAAGUGCUACUGGUCUAAAUAAUUUAAGUUCUAUUGAACCGAGAAAAUCAAAAUCAAAACCAACUAUUAUAAAGAAAUAUCAAAAUUCAUGCGAAGACUUGGAUGAAGCUAACACAAAUCUACCUUUCAUUAAAUGGUUAGCAUCAAUUACAGAGAGAAUUAAUCAAACAAUGCAUUUUCAGUUUGAUGGUAAACCUGAUCCUUUGGUAUUUCAUGUACCACAAAUAUUUUUUGAUUGUUUACGAGAGCGAAUAUCUUGUGGUGGCAAAAAGAAACGUUUACCUAAUUCGACGACAGCCUUUGUUAGAAAAGACGGAGUACCAUUGGGUACCUUUACAAAAUAUACAUGGCAAAUUACAAAUAUAUUGCAUGUAAAGAGUAUUUUUGAAACACCUCUUAUACCUUUAGAAAUCACAAGAAGUUUUAUACAAAAUGCAGAUGGAACGUAUGAAUUAUAUAAACGAAAAGAAACAGAUAUCGAUCGGUAUAAGAAAACAAAUAAUAAUGCAUUGAUCAAACCGCUAGAAUUGAAAACUUAUUUAAAAGUUGGUAAUACUUCUCCUAAUCAAGUAGAGCCAACACCAUUCUUAAUAGAAUGGAUACCGGAUAUUUUACCAAUAUCCAAAAUUGGCGAAUUAAGAAUUCGAUUUGAAUUCGGACACGUUAAAAAUGAGACUAGCCAAAGAUGGAGAAAGAUAGCGUUAUCGAAAAAUUAUUGAAUUAAAAGUUUAUAAUAUCAUAUCAGUAUAAGUUAAGUAUUUAUUUUCAAGUAUUGUAUUGUUAUUUCUUUGUUAUAUCGCAAAGUUUUAAAUGUUUUAUAAGAGAAACACGUAAGAAUGUUUUACAUUGCAUACCGAUGUAUAUAUUUAAAUCUACAAUUUAUUUUAUGCAAAAUAAUUUUGCAUUAUAUUAUAAAUUAAAUUAAAUGUACUUUAACCCUUUCAGUACAUAAAUUUUAAUAACGAAUAUAUGAAAAAUGUUGUAAUUAACUUUGUAUAUUUCUAUGAUGCGUGUAAAUACAUUAUGUAUGUAUUCGUGUGAAUAUAUUGAUUUAAAUUGAAUCAUAAUAUUAUGUAACAAUUUUAAUGUAACUGAUGUAGUACUUGAAGGGUUAAACAAUGAAAAAUUAUAUAUAUAUAUAUAUGCUUUGAAAAAAUUUAAAUACGCUAGAAGAUUUAUUAGAUAACGUACUAAAACAUAUAUAAGUAUUGGCGUUUUUGUUUGUAACUCUAAUACAUUAGAGUUAAAAUUUUUAAAUGUAAAGACUGACCUCUGUUUUUUUAAAAAGAUGGGUACAAAUCGUGUUUUUAAUGAACAAUGUGUGUUUGCCAACUGCGAAUUACAUUUUAUAGAAUCGUUUAGAGCUUACGGCGUUUAACAGUCAUUUUAUUUGAAAGAGCAAAAUACAUAUUGAAAACUUUUUUAUUUAUUUACUAGACGGGUACCACCGAGAUGAAUUAAUGUAAAGACAAAAAAAAAGAAAAGACAAAAAGUAAUGAAAAAAAAAGAUUCGAUUUGUUUUUAAUAUAAAACGAGACGAAUGUAUCAUACAACACGUGUCAAUGUAAAAUAUUGUAUAUACGUAUUGUGGCAUAUUUUAAAAAUCGGAAAUGCUAAAUUAA